Molecule: messenger RNA, 4075 nt
Organism: Hemicordylus capensis (graceful crag lizard)
Lineage: Eukaryota; Metazoa; Chordata; Lepidosauria; Squamata; Cordylidae
Gene: IL15RA
Product: interleukin 15 receptor subunit alpha
Exons: 9
Coding region: 2173-3081 (302 amino acids)
Biological process (GO): interleukin-15-mediated signaling pathway
Cellular component (GO): plasma membrane
Molecular function (GO): interleukin-15 receptor activity
Source: RefSeq, a predicted model, not a curated record
CUCCCUCAUUAUCUAAUGGUCCAGCUGCCUCCCUAGCAGGUUUCCUGUAUCUGACGUAUUUAAAUAAGUUUUUCUUAUUCCCCUUGAUGCUUUUAGCUAAAUGUUCUUCAAAUUCUCUUUUUGCCUCCCUUAUUGUCAGCUUGCAUUUCUUUUGCCAGAGUUUGUGUUCCUUUCUGUUCUCAUUUUGGGCAGGCCUUCCAAUUUGAGAAGGAAGUCUUCUUCCCUUUUAUGGUUUCCCUGACAUUACCUGUUAGCCAUGCUGGCAUCCUCCUGGACUUAAUUAUUGUUAAUUAAUUAAUAUGAGCUUUUUAAAUUUUUUAUUUUAUUUUUACAUUUAUAUUCCACUCUUCCUUCAAGGAGUCUAGAGUGGUGUACAUGGUUAUGUUUAUCCUCACAACAACCCUGUGAUGUAUGCUGAAAGAGAAAUGACUGGCCCAGAGUCACCCAGAGUUUCCUGACUGAAUGGGGAUUUGAGCUUGGGUCUCCCUGGUCUUAGUCCAAGCACCACACCACAGAAGCUCUCGUAUGUUGCUCAUGUGUCCAGCUCAUAUGUUGCUCAGCAGGCCUCAAGGGAUUUCACAUUACUGGGGUCAUGAGGAUAUAAGAAGAGACUUGCUGGAUCAGGCCCGAGGCCCAUCUAGUCCAGCAUUGGUGGCCAGAUUUGGCUUUUAAAAAGCCAAAUUCUGGCUUACAGCCCAUUUGACCCACGAGUAUACCCCUUAGGUUUUGGCAACUCUGGCAUCCUGUUUCCCACAGUGGCCCACCAGAUGUCUCUUAGAAGUUCACGGGUAAGAGCUGAGGGCAUGCCCUUUCUCCUGCUGUUGCUCCCCUGCAACUGGUACUGAGAGGCAUCUUGCCUCUGUGGCUGGAGGUGGCCCACAGCCACCAGACUAGUAGCCAUUGAUAGCCCUGUCCUCCAUGUAUUUGUCUAAGCCCCUUUUAAAGCCAUCCAAGCUGGUGGCCUUCACCACAUCCUAUGGACCCAGUAUUUUAAAGAAACAUGAGAGCCUGACUUUCUUCUGGGGCCAGCGCAUCUGGUAGAUAUUUUUAAGAUGAAAAGAAUCUAUAUAUUUAAUUCUCCUGGGUGCGCCUUGGAAUGUGCGUCCUGCCGCCCAGCUGAUUGGCUGCGUGGCAGAGGUGCCUAAUUUGCUGAGGUGCACUCAGGAGGACUGGUUGCCGUGGUGGCGGUGGGCCUGGCCAUGGAGGCCAGAGGCGGUGGCGGUCCCGGCCGCAGAGGCAAGGCCCAGGAGCGGGGGAAAGAAAGUGUGGAGGGGGCAGAAGUGGCGGUGGGGAGGAGCGGUGACUGGGCCCGGCACAGGCCAGCUGUGGUCAGGAAGCAGAGACUGGGGCAGAAGGUGGGGGGCAAGAGGUAACUGCCGGCCCCAAAGAGCGCACAGAUGCUCUGUGUGGGGUUGGCUAGUAUAGACCUAUUACAUAAUAAUGAUCUCAAUAAAUCACGCCAGGUUGCUUACCUGUAACUUGGGUUCUUCUAGUGGUCAUCUGCGCUCUUAAACACGAAUGGGCUUUGCGCCUGCGCAGAGACCUUGUUGGAGUCUCUCCAAGUUCAAAAACUCUCCAGCCGGCAGCUCCUCCCGCUCUGUGAUAUGCGCAUGUCCCUUUGGUUCCAUGCUCAGUCUCUGAGGCUGAAGACCUGUCAGAGAAGGACUGAAGAGGGGAGGAUGGGUGGGCAUGUAAGGGCAUUUGGUGACCACUAGAAGAACCCAAGUUACAGGUAAGCAACCUGAUGUUCUUCGACGUGGUCUCUGUCCUUUUCACGAAUGGGCGCAUAGCAAGCUGCACCCAGUGCAUUUCUUACCUGGUGGUGGGAAUCUCAAGCAAAGAGAGACUGCAAGACUGCCGCACCGAAGGCGGCAUCCUUGCGAGAGCGCACUUCCAAAGCAUAAUGGCGCAUGAAAGAGUUCGCAGUAGCCCAAGCAGCGGCUUGGCAGAUAACAUCCAGGGGAACAGCACGAUCAAAGGCAGUAGAGGCGGCAACCGCUCUGGUUGAAUGGGCUUUAGGAGUGACAGGACCAGAAUGUGCAACGAACAGAGCCUGAGAAAGACGCCAAGGGACAAUACGGUGGACACAGAAGGCCAAGGCCCUUCGGACAUCAGGGAAUGAAGACGACAUUGUGCAGAGUCCGUAGGAUUUGGAAAAAAGACCAGUAAGGUAUGUGCGGCAGACCAGAGGAGAUUAAAAAUGCACAGAUGGAAGCCAACGGGCCGUGGUACAAUGGCACCAGAAUCCGAUACUCAUGUGCAAAAGGCUACAAGAGGAAAGCUGGCACAUCCAACCUUAUCGUGUGCAGGCAAAAUAAAAGCAUGUUUGAGUGGUCCCUGCCAAAUCUAACCUGUAUUAGAGAUCCAUCAACGACUGACCCACCGAACACAACAGAAGACUUCAGAAAAGAAACAGAGACUUCCACACCAACUAGACAGCCAGCAACUCCAAAGUCUAGUGUAGAUCCAGUUAUUAUGGUCUCCCCAUCCCGCUAUGGAAGCAAGAGAGCCUCGCAGCCACCCCCUGGAAGCACCACCACUGUACCGCUCACGACUGCAGCACCCUCGUCGAAUCUACCGGUCAUGACAACAGCUGCGGCCGCCACCACAGAGGGCGGUGAAUGUGCUGCUCGCGGCACAGUCACUGAAGGCAGAGUACUUCCCGGGAGAACCGCCACGCAAGAUCCACAGCCCAAGACGAGCAAGCCAUUGCCAGAGACUCAGACAACAGGCAACAGAUGGACAGCUGUGCCCUCCAGAGGGACCACAGGACACACCACGCAGCUGGAUGGUGGCAGCAGUCCGGCUGGGCAGUCAGGAUCUCCUGGCAUUCGGAUUGCGUUCACUUGCACAGUGGUGCCUUUCAUCGUCAUCAUCUUAGGCUUGUUAUUGUGGUGUUUCUAUAGGAAAAACAGGGAUAUUCCAGGAACAGUUCCCCCUCUGGAAGAAAUUCCAAUGACUUCAAAGGGGUCAGAAGAAAGAAGCCAGAUGAUCGCAACCGCCAGUUAUUUGGAUGAUCAAGGACCCUGCAGAGAAGGUGAUCAGGCAUUAUUGCCCCAAGAUGUUCCUUCCACUGGCUGAAGAUACCAUUGGGUGAAACAUUAAGAUGUCCUUGAUACUUGAAGAGGAGGAAAACCAGCAGAGCAGAAAGUUGUCAGGUAGUCAGUGCUCAACUUCAGGCUGUAAACUGAACUGAUUGACCAUCACAAAGUAUUUCAAAGGAGGCCUGGGAAUUACAUGACAGAACCUCACUGCUCUGACUGAGCUUGACCCGUUUCCUUACGUGGAUUGAGAACAAAGUGCAUUUUGAUGUGGGAAUUCCUACCUCACUUGGCUGUCUCUCAGGUCUUCUUUUAAAGGGCAGCUUGUUUUCAAAGGAGAAUGGAGAAAUACAGACAACCAAAAAAGUGCAAGAAGAAAGGGAGCAAGAGGAUGAAAUUAGGAGUUGAGAUGCUGGAGGAAAGGUCCCCUUUGGAGCAGUGAUCAGAAGAAGAAAGCUUCACUUGAAGAAAAGGGCAUGGCGGAGAAGUGAGUGAAGUCCAUUUGGGCUGGAGAUGGAAAGGUGAAAUGAAUGACAGAAUCAUCCAGCCAGAAUGAAGAUACCUUGGGACAGAACUGUCAUCUGGUUGGGGUGAUAGUGUUGUUUUGCGAUCUGAAGGGAGAAGGAAGACUGAGUCGAGGCAGUACUGAUUACUGAUGCUGUGUUGGUUUGUUCAUCUCUUGAACUGAAAUAGCUGUUCCAGGGUCAGGAAGACAAAAGGUACGAUUUGCCAUGACGUCCUGAGCAAACCCCAUUGAAGUGAACAAGAGAUACGCACGAGUUCUACUGGGCUCUUAAGAACUGUUGGAGAUGCAGCUCCUGAUGGCAUCGUCUCUUAGCACCAGCAGCCCUGUUGGUCACUAGGUUUCAUUCUUUCACCUGGAGAGAGAGACUUCCUUUUUCUCCCUCCUCUUUUCCUGUAUGUAGCUAGCAACAAGGCAUGUAGGCCUUAUCUAUCUCCCUGAUUGAUUUCCUUAAUAAACUACUUUUUAAUUAGAGCGGAAUAUAAAUGUAAAUAAAUAAACUUCAACUCCA